Molecule: messenger RNA, 1692 nt
Organism: Physcomitrium patens
Lineage: Eukaryota; Viridiplantae; Streptophyta; Bryopsida; Funariales; Funariaceae
Source: RefSeq, a predicted model, not a curated record
GUGGCCCCAAACUCCUUCGACCUCAAUUUUGUGGCCUGGAUUGUGCCUUUCUUUGGCACUGCUUUGGUGCCGUUUCAGAACCACCUUCAGCUCAGCUCAUUGUUCACUGUCCAGUGGAGAGUUACCCUAACUCUCUCUCACUACUGAGGGCUUUUCACUUCAUCAGCUUGGCUCUUUGCUAAAACCACAUGGCCAUGUUUGCACAUUGCCCCGCUUGCGUUUAGAGCACCUGUCGGGUUUCUUGUCUCUGUCAAUGCUCGUUUGCAUGAUAACUUGGGUCUUUCUGUGACUGACUGUAUGUUACUACUGCUAUCGUUGUCGAUGCUACCGUUUCGAGUUGUCAGAAAAUGCGUGUCAGUGCUUCGAGAGAGGUUGGAAUUGAACUCUUGGUAAAGUUGGUGAUAAUUUCAGAGAAUCCUGCUGGGGCGUGGAAUCAGCUCGUGUAUUAGUUUUGGUUCAUAUUGCUCAAGCAUAUUCUGAAUUGUUUUUCAUAGUACCUGCUCAGGCACCAUGGAUGAUGAUUGGGGUGCAUGCCUCUAUCGUUCCUACUUAAUGCUAUCAUGAGGCUUUGCAUUACAACCCUGAGUUUUUAAGUGAAUUUGAUGUUCAUCCGUGGCGGAGGUCAGAUCUUGUGUGUAUAUCGUUUGUAAACUCAGAAUCCGAAGGUUUUGUUGUCUCGCUCCCGGUGAUGGGCAGUGAUGAAACCAAGAGAAAUAGCCAAUGGGAUGAUGAAGACAAAGAGGAGGAACCUCAAGAGGAGAAGAAGAAGCAUGUACCUGAGGUUGGAUCUAAACCCAAGGAACAUGAGAAAAGUAAUAAAACGGCUGAUGAUGAUGGGGUUGUUUCUGAUCCAUUGGUGGAGAAGCUGCGUCAACAGAGGUCGGUUGAGGAGGCUGAUUACCAGAACACAUCGGAGCUUUUUGGAAUCAAGUCUAGGGGAGGUGUUAGUUUAAACGAUUUUAUCCCGAAAUCCGAGGACGAUAUUCUAGAAUAUGCUGAAAUGAUUUCUCGAAAGAUAAGACCAUUUGAGAGAAGUUUCCAUUACAUGACACUUCUGAGGGCGUUGUUGCGGCAUUCAGUUGCAAGCAUGAAAGGCUCGGACGCCAAGGAGGUUGCAUCCAGCAUGACUGCAAUUGUUAAUGAGAAGUUGAAAGCCGAGAGGAAAGCUGCCGCUGGGAAGAAGAAGACAAGUACUUGCAUACCCAUUUCCUCUGUUAAAUUGUUGAAAAUUGUUUUAAAACUGUAUUUCUUGAGUGAAAACUGAUUCACGUGGACGUGCUUUUGUCACCUUUUGUGGUUUACUCUUUAUGUGCAAGAACAUUGUCCUUACCUUGUUGUUCAAACAUUUGUAGUGUUCUUCUUGGUGAUUACAGAAUCCUUAAGAUUUUUUUUUUAAUCUUUCUUAGUUUCUCCUAGAAGUAAGGAACAUUAGUUGGAUUAGUUCAUAAGAUCAAAGGUGUAAAUAAUAAUGUAGAAAAAGAAUAGAUAAAGGAAAGGUGAAAGGGACCAACUAAUAAUCCUUGUUUUUAGAAAGAAAUAACUUGUGGCCUUGGACCUCUAUAGUCCUCCUUCCCUUGCAUUUGUUUAUAUUGUGCCUUAUUCCAGUACUAUCAUCAAUGUCACAAAGGACUUGCUCUUGUGAGACUGUAUUUUGUUUUUCUAUAAGAUUUAGCACCACAUUCUCUUUUUGGA